Molecule: messenger RNA, 1752 nt
Organism: Carassius auratus (goldfish)
Lineage: Eukaryota; Metazoa; Chordata; Actinopteri; Cypriniformes; Cyprinidae
Gene: plbd1b
Product: phospholipase B domain containing 1b
Exons: 11
Coding region: 1-1752 (583 amino acids)
Biological process (GO): phospholipid catabolic process
Cellular component (GO): extracellular region
Molecular function (GO): glycerophospholipase activity
Source: RefSeq, a predicted model, not a curated record
AUGCAUCAUUUUGCACGGGGGUUUGUUUUGUGCGUCCUAACGGCGACCUUCGUGAAGGCUCAGCAUGUGCAGAGAGCCACCGUAUAUUGGGAUGCUGUUCAGAGGUCUGUGGAGCUGAAAGAGGGUGCAAUGGAAGAGGAGGGAGAUGCACUUGGUUAUUUCAAUGAUAGUUUAUCAGUUUCUGGAUGGGGAGUGUUGGAAGUGCAGGCUGGUUAUGGACGAUUCCAGGAGAACGAUGAAAUUACAUAUUUCUUGGCUGGAUACCUUGAAGGAUACCUUACAGCCUCACAGAUGAUAAACCAUUACUAUAAUAUGUAUCCUCAGAUUAUAAAGGAUAAUAGUGUUACAAAACAUCUGAAAUGCUUUAUGAGUGAGCAAGACUCAUGGACAAGAACACAAGUGAAAUUAAAUGGGAAGACUGAUCGUUUGUGGCAUCACGUGGGUCUUCUAGUGGCCCAGAUGGAUGGACUGCAUGCUGGGGCAGCAUACUGGGCCAAAAGUAGACAGGAACAGCCUCUGUCCAUGUUUGCGGUUCAGUUCCUCAAUGGUAUUGGGGAUUUGCUGGAUUUAAUCCCUGUUCUCAAAAGGCGUUCCAACUCUUCUUCUGACUCCUUCAGAAUGCCAGGCAUGAGUCACUGUUCUGCUCUCAUCAAGAUGUUACCUGGCUAUGAGAAUCUGUUGCUUGGUCACUCUAGCUGGUACAGCUAUGCUGCGAGCAUGAGAAUCUACAAGCACUGGGACUUGAAAAAUAAACAUAAUGGCACAAGCAGACUGUCCUUUAGCAGCUACCCUGGGAUCUUGUCAUCUCUGGAUGAUUUUUAUUUGCUGGGAACAGGAUUGCUUGUAACUCAAACCACAAACAACGUGUUCAACUCCUCUCUGUUCUCCCUGGUGACCCCAGAGGCUUUGCUUGCUUGGCAAAGGGUGCGUGUAGCACAUGCGCUGGCCUGCACAGGGAAGCAAUGGGCCCAAAUAUUUUCCAAGCACAAUUCAGGGACCUACAAUAACCAGUAUAUGGUGGUGGAUCUGAAAAGAGUUUCACUUGGAAAGCAGAUUGAGGACUGGAGCCUGACUGUUGUGGAGCAGAUUCCUGGUUUGGUUUUGUACUCGGAUCAGUCACAAUCGCUACGUCAUGGUUACUGGGCCUCCUACAACAUACCUUUCCACUCAGAUAUUUACCAAAUGAGUGGUUAUGGUGUGAUGUGGAAAAAGUAUGGGGAAGAUUUCUCAUAUGACCUCUGUCCACGCGCUAAAAUUUUCCGCAGGGACCAGGGAAAAGUCACUAAUCUGGACACCUUGAAAUACAUGAUGAGGUACAAUGAUUACAGAAAGGACCCAUAUUCAAAGAAGCAUCCUUGUAAAUCCAUCUGCUGUCGAAAUGACCUGAGACUUCGACGACCUCAUCCAGAGGGCUGUUAUGAUACUAAGGUUACAGAUUAUCACAUGGCCCAGAUAUUUUCGGCUGAAGCUGUGAAUGGACCCACUACUCAGAAUGGUCUUCCACUUUUCUCUUGGAGCCGUUUUAAUCAGACAGCUCAUCAUUGGCUCCCUCAGACGUACAACUUUACAUUUAUCAGCAUGCAGCCUUUGCUCUUUGGUUCCAGAAAUCAAGCCAAGACUGAUAAUAGUUUUGUACAAUGUAUGAACAGCAGUCUAGAGGAUACAGAUGCAAGACUUGGAAAGGAUUUAAUCGACUUAGUAUCAGAUAUUUACAAGCAGUUCCAUGAAAUCAUUGGGUAUAUUUUUGCCUAA